GAGUUGGUGGAUUGCAUGGAAAGAGGCUGCAUUAAAAAGCUUUGAAACCUGCGAACUUUAGACUCUACUAUCCGGAGGUGCGAAAACUGAUAAUUAGGAAAAUAAAUUAUUUAAAAAAAAUAUUAUAAUGGCAAAGUUCAAAUAUUACUAUGAUUUAAUGUCGCAACCCUCACGCGCCUUGUGGAUUGCAUUGCGAUUGGGUAAGAUACCAUUUGAAGACUGUCCUGUUGCAUUGAGAAAGUCUGAACAACUGAAACCGGAGUACAAACAAAUAAAUCGCUUCCAAAAAGUGCCGGCGCUCGUAGAUGGAGACUUUCAUCUUGGCGAGAGUGUAGCGAUGGUUAGAUACCUCGCCGAUAAGGGUCAAUUCAGUGAGCUGCUCUAUCCUAAAGCAUUAGGACAGCGUGCACGCGUAGAUGAAUUUCUCGAAUGGCAGCAUUUGGGUGUGCGUUUGGGCUGUACAACAUAUUUUCUUGAUAUGUGGCUACUUCCCAUUAACGGGAUAAAACCGAAACCUACCGCUGAAAAAGCGGCUACCUUAAGUAGAAACAUGGAGUCACAAUUAAAAAUUUUAGAGGAAAUUUGGUUGAAGGACACACAGUUUGUGGUGGCCAAUAAAAUGACUGUGGCCGAUUUAUUUGGUGCUUGUGAAGUGGAGCAAACGAAAUUAGCACACUAUGAUGUUGGUAAGAAGUUUCCGAAAAUCGCCGAGUGGAUGCAACGUGUUCGAGAGCAAGCAAGUCCACAUUAUGAUGCCGCACAUGAAUUUAUAUAUAAAAAGUCUGGCAUGAAACCUUCUAAUUAAAAAUCGUGAUGUUAGGUAUUGAGUAUUUAUCAUUUAAUUUUUUUUUAUCAAUAAUUUUUUUUUGUAUAAAAGAAAAGGUAGCUUUUCUUGUUCCCAACCUUGUUCAUCAAUAAACGGUGACAUUUUAUUUUAAUAUUUUAA
Molecule: messenger RNA, 946 nt
Organism: Bactrocera tryoni
Lineage: Eukaryota; Metazoa; Arthropoda; Insecta; Diptera; Tephritidae
Product: glutathione S-transferase theta-3-like
Exons: 4
Coding region: 128-805 (225 amino acids)
Biological process (GO): glutathione metabolic process
Cellular component (GO): cytoplasm
Molecular function (GO): glutathione transferase activity
Source: RefSeq, a predicted model, not a curated record